AACGAUAAAAAUCUCAUUCCUCUCAGAACCAGAAGUUGCAUCUGAUCUCCUUUUCAUUAAAGAUCUCUCUGCAGAAAAUUGAGCAAAAUGCAAAACUACAGCAUUCAGAACAAACGAAUAUACAGAAUGCCAUCAGAAGAUCUCAGCGUGCUAAGACCCACAUACUCGUGGAGAAGUGCUGGGAACAGGGGUUCCUUUUCCAAGGAGAUCAUUGGAUCUAACACUGUACAAAUGGGGCAUGUUGGAAAUGCUGCAAAUGAAAAGGUAACCAUGCAAAUCCUGAAUGAACGUCUUGCUUCCUACCUGGACAAAGUUAGGAGUUUGGAGAAGGCCAAUGGCGAGCUGGAGGUGAAAAUCCGUCAGGUUCUGGAGAAAAAAGGUCCAGAUACUAAGGACUACAGUCACUACCAAGUCACACUAGAUAAAAUACGCAAAGAGAUCCUGGAAAUGGUUUUAUACAAUGCAAGUUUGGGUGUUCAGAUUGACAAUUCCAAGUUGGCUUCCGAAGACUACAGGGUCAAGUUUGAAAAUGAAUUUCAGCUAAGGCAGUCUGUUGAAACAGACAUAAAUGCACUAAGAAAGAUGCUGGAUGACACCAAUGUGGCACGACUGCAUUUGGAAAACGAUGUUGAAGGAUUGAAAGUGGAGCUCAUCGAUUUAAAGAAACAACAUCAACUGGAAGUAUCAGGAAUAUAUAGUCAGAUUGCCCACUCAGGAGUGCAGGUGGAUGUUGAUGCUCCUAAGGGACAGGACCUGACUAAGAUCAUGGAGGAGAUGAGAGCCAAUUAUGAAAAGAUCGCCCUCAAGAAUCAGGAGGAGCUCAAAGCCUGGCAUGAAUCAAAAAUCACUGUGGUGGAGGUUCAAGUGACCGAGAACACUGCAGCAUUAAAGGAAGCCAGAACACAAGUCAGUGUGAGCCGCAGGCAGAUGCAGUCUUUGGAAACAGAGCUGCAGUCUCUGACUGGAAGUAGAGCAUCUUUGGAAGAAGCUCUUCAUGAAACAAAGUUGAGAUAUGGCAUGCAGCUGGAGCAAUACAAUGGCAUUAUUUUGAUGCGGGAGUCUGCACUUAUGCAGCUGCGUGAAAGCAUUCAAAGUCAAACACUGGAUUAUGAGAUCCUGUUCAACAUCAAGAUGGAGCUGGAAGCUGAGAUAGCCACAUACAGGAGGCUUCUGGAUGGAGAGGAUAAAACAUUUGCUUUAUAAUUUUUGUAUCAUACAUGUUGGCCAUGGCUGUUUCUCCUUCAUGUUAAUAAGAUAUUUGAGAAAAUAUUACAGACCAAUAUUAGAGACCACAAGUGGACGGGAAAAUAAUGUCCCCCAUCUCGAGUACGAUCAAAAAGUGAUAUAAACAAAAACGAGAUUACUGCUGUUCAUGAAAGAUGAGAGCACAAGCCAACAUCUCACAAAUCAAAACCAUUCAUAUAUACUAUGAAUAUUUUUCAGUAUAGUAUUUCUGUUGAAUCAGAUUUGAACAUAUGUUGGAAAGCCAAUUCAAACCAUACAGUGUAUCUCUACUCGAACUUUGUUGUUUUAUCAAUUUCAAAGUUUCAGUUUCUUGUUAUGAAAAAUUUGGCCCUAGUCCAUUUUGAACAUGUCAUCACAGUGAAAGAAAACAGUAAGUGGCGUCCGAUUCCAUUUUCAUUUCACAAAAACUUUCCACCAGUCAAUCAUAUUAACCGAAAGUGCGAAAUGAAAACAAAAUGAUGGUCUUGUUUUUGUACUUCAAACUAACAACGGCUGUGGACAAUUAACCUAUCGUCAAAUAAAUACAUAAACCACG
Messenger RNA from Pimephales promelas (fathead minnow), 1780 nucleotides. It is a transcript of the gene krt18a.2, whose product is annotated as keratin 18a, tandem duplicate 2. The record is from RefSeq and is a predicted model, not a curated record. Gene Ontology annotation, molecular function: structural molecule activity. Gene Ontology annotation, biological process: intermediate filament cytoskeleton organization. Gene Ontology annotation, cellular component: keratin filament; cytoskeleton. NCBI's taxonomy places the organism in Eukaryota, Metazoa, Chordata, Actinopteri, Cypriniformes, Leuciscidae.